AAUAAGUCGAAUAUGUAUUAUUAUACAGCGACAUCUUUAUUCAUUUCACGCGGCGGUAAAAUCGAAUUUGCAAUGACAAUUUAAGGUUAUAUUUAAUUGUACGAAUAUAGAAUUUAUUAGAAAAAAAGAAUAUAAGAGUGCGCAAAUCUUAAAACACACAUUUUGGAUUACCAUUCAUUACGAUAUAUUAUUAAUACAUAUAAUGUAAAAAUACAUUAUACAUAUGGUACAGUAUUUCAGUAUCAGUUUCGAAAAGUGACAAUGAAAAGACUUUUUAUUAAUUAUUGCGAAUAGAAGAAUGAACCGCAAAAGAUCAUGAAAAAGCAAUCUAUUGAAGAAAAAACAUCUGCAAAUAAUGCAGCAAAUUCGAAAUUAUACGAAAAUGAAAGAUCGAACGAAGUAUCAAAUGAUUCUCAACUCGUAGAACAAUCGUCGAUAGUGACGAUACAAAAACCUUUAGUUUUGAUGAAGUUAGAAAUGAUUAAGCCAAGCAUGGAAGGUGCAUCGUCAACGAACUCGGAGAAAAUUUUUUCGUAUAUCGAAGAAAAUACACCGACUGAUUUGCCUUUUCUAGAUAAUUCAAACAAUGAAUCGAUGCAGGACGUAACCAAUAUCGAAGGAAAGAUUAUUAACGGUUCAAAAUUUACUUUUUCUGCAAAGCAAACGAAGGAGAUGUCAAUGAAACUUACAAUUAGUUGUGACGCUACAACAACGCAAGCUGCAACCCCUUACUCUUCGUCCAUGUCAACCAUGGCAUCUGUACCAACAAAAGAUAAUUUACAAAUAUCCACUACUCCUUUAUCUUCUAUAGGAUCUAUUUCUAAAAGCGAGAUUCUAACAAUCACUACGGAUUAUAAUAAUCGUUCGCCCGAUGUACGCAGUAUACUUGUAGAUGUAGUCGAUCAACACGAUCCAUCGUUGAUAUUUAAUCGAGAUUUACAAUUGUCGAUCGAAGAAACGUUCAAUUUACCACGAAGUAUAUCAUCCAUAAGAAAUAAUUUCGCUAAUCGAGCAAGACAAUCUCGUCGAAUCUGGAGAUUCGGAAAAUAUCUGUGUUGUAUUACAUCGACAGACGAAGAGAUAGAUACGCUUCAACAUUUGAGAGGGGCUCCACCUACAUAUUCAUCGAUAUAUGUUAGCCCAGGAACAUUACGUCAAGGAUCGGCUAUUACACGAACAAAUUUACACAAUACUAGAAGAUUUAUUUUUCCAGUUACGAAUCAAUCGUCUUUUGUAGCACCUACUCCUCCACCAAGUUAUGCUCAAGUUCAGGGUAUUCAACUUAGCCCAUAUUUUACGGAACAAAAUCUUUCUGUUUCACCAAGUGCUAAUUCUUGGUCUCCAAGACCCAUAACUACUAUUUGUACACGAUGCUUAGCCCUUGUCAUUACUCUAACAGAAGUUCGUCGAUCGAGUGUCACACAUUUAAGUGCAUUUCUUCUUUGUCUUUGUGGAUGCUGGCCUUGUUGUAUGAUCCCAUAUUGGUUGAAUUCUUGUAAAAGUACCGAUCAUUAUUGUCCUAUUUGUCACACGUAUCUUGGAACUUACACACCUUGGUAAUUUAAACAUAUUCCUACAAAAUUCUUAUUACAAAUAUUCUCUAGAUAUUUUUUUAUUAAUAAGUUCGUGCAUAAACGUUAAAAAAUUAUAAAAAUAUAUCUAGAAAUAAAUUGCAUUUAAUUAUACAAUGAAACAUAAAGUACACGAUGUUCGAUGAUAUU
Molecule: messenger RNA, 1721 nt
Organism: Vespula pensylvanica (western yellowjacket)
Lineage: Eukaryota; Metazoa; Arthropoda; Insecta; Hymenoptera; Vespidae
Exons: 8
Coding region: 316-1560 (414 amino acids)
Molecular function (GO): zinc ion binding
Source: RefSeq, a predicted model, not a curated record